AUGGCAAUAGUGAUGGAGACCACUGAAGCCCAGCUCAAGGAAGUGAGUCCUUUUCUCAGUGCAGAUGCAACUGAAGCAGAUGCUGACAGGCAAAAUAUCAAUAGAAAGCAUCAGAAUAUAGGUCCUGAUGGAGAGAAGGCCUGGCCAAGUAAAUACCCAUUUUGUGCAGGAGUAUUCCAAUCACCAAUUGAUUUCCAUGAAGAUAUUCUCCAGUAUGAUUCUAACCUCGUGCCUUUAGAAUUCAUAGGCUAUAACGUGCCCUCCACUGACCAGUUUACAUUGACCAAUAAUGGCCAUUCAGUGAAAAUGUAUCUGUCACCUGCUAUGUCCAUCAGAAACCUCCCGUUUGAAUACACUGCAUCUCAGCUUCACAUGCACUGGGGAAACAGAAACAAGUCUGAGGGCUCUGAGCACACUGUCAGUGGGAAGCACUUUGCAGCAGAGCUGCAUAUUGUACAUUACAACUCUGAGAAAUACCCAGAUGUAACAGCAGCAAUGGACAAAGCUGAUGGACUGGCUGUUUUGGCUGUUCUCCUGGAGAUUGGACCCUUCAACCCAUCCUAUGAAAAGAUCUUCAGGCACUUCCAGAGCGUGAGAUACAAGGAUCAGAAAGUCCUGGUCCCUGGUUUCAAUAUUCAAGAGCUGCUUCCUGACAGGCUGGAUGAGUACUAUCGCUAUGAAGGAUCCCUGACAACCCCUCCCUGCUACCCGAGCGUCCUCUGGACAGUUUUCCGACACCCCGUUAAAAUUUCUCAGGAGCAGUUACUGGCACUGGAAACAGCCAUGUACUGCACAGAGAGUGAUGACCCAGAACCCUUGGAAAUGGUUGAUAACUUCAGAAACGUUCAGGAAUUCCAUGAAAGACUGGUUUUUAUCUCCUUCCAUGAAGGUUUUGUGGUUUCUGUUGUGAUAGCCUGCAAUCUGGGAGUUCUCAUCAUUCUUGUAGUAGCCUUCUGGCUACUGAAGAAGAAAAGCAAAAAGGGAGGUGAAGACAACAGAGGAGUCAUCUACAAACCAGGCAUGUACAAGGAGGAAGAAGAUAUCUCCAAAAUGUGAUGCCCUGCUCUGUCACAAAAGCCCCUUUUCGGUCUUAGCACUUAUUUAUUUUGGAUUGGUGAAACGCAUCUUUUAUUCUUGAUUAAUGACAACCCUCAAGAGAGCUCUAAUCCAGCCAAAACUUUUCUGUAGCCCUUGUCCUCUUGUUUUCCAGAGAGUUAUGAUCAGUGAAUCCCCCUGAGCUGCAUUCCUCACCACAUUCUUUUCAUGUCUGCUGCUUACUGAGUCUGGGUGUUUUAAUUGAUUUUACAGUAAAUCCUAAACUCCAGUUUUAUGGUUUGUUUAGCACAGGUAUUCAAAUCUGAAGACACUCAUCAAGCUACAAGUGUUCUUCCCAGCUAAAACAAGGUGUUGGUUUUAGCAGCAUGUAUAUCAACAAGAUAAAGGGCAAACUGU
Molecule: messenger RNA, 1452 nt
Organism: Oenanthe melanoleuca
Lineage: Eukaryota; Metazoa; Chordata; Aves; Passeriformes; Muscicapidae
Gene: CA12
Product: carbonic anhydrase 12
Exons: 9
Coding region: 1-1056 (351 amino acids)
Cellular component (GO): plasma membrane
Molecular function (GO): zinc ion binding; carbonate dehydratase activity
Source: RefSeq, a predicted model, not a curated record